Molecule: messenger RNA, 4185 nt
Organism: Rhipicephalus microplus (southern cattle tick)
Lineage: Eukaryota; Metazoa; Arthropoda; Arachnida; Ixodida; Ixodidae
Gene: olf186-M
Product: Ki-ras-induced actin-interacting protein-IP3R-interacting domain olf186-M
Molecular function (GO): signaling receptor binding
Source: RefSeq, a predicted model, not a curated record
AUGAGGAACAAGGGUGAGGAAAUUGAAAGCGAAUUAGUACACCUCAACUAUGACUUUGAUAUCAUGGGCUUCUCGGAGACAUGGUUUUCUUCACAGUCAGACGUGGCUCGCCUGUACCGUCAAGCCCUGCAACUACGAAUCCUCGGGAACGAACGCACAGCAGUUAAACAAAAUAAGUGUCGUGAGCUCUCAAACCUCGUAGACCGAAACGUCGAGUUCAUGUGGCGUCAGUCGCUCAGUUACCUGUGGGCCACCACACCAAGGAAGUCUCCAGCUGCUAGAGACCUUGUGCAUGUUCUCGGGGAUGCUUUUGUUCCCGACAACGUUAAGGACACCCUAUGCCUCGGACCAAAGUCUUCAUCGGUGGCAUCUGAAAGGGUUAAUGAUUUCUUGUAUGCAGGCAGUAGCAGCUCAUCUCAGGGCUGUGGAGUUGGCCGAUCGGCACAGGCGUGGCUCUCCCGAGCCAUUCAGAACCUGAGUCCUAAGCUUGCUCGCAAGUUUCAACAAAGCACCGGUUCAGGUGCAGCUCGCCGAGCCUCCUGUAGUCGAGCCCCUUCUUCCGAGUCUUUGCUUAAGGCUCCACCUGUCCAGAAAAAGCGAACCGGAAGUGCGACACGACCGAGCUCCUUGCCGUCAGGUGAAUCAAAACGAACAAGUGGAGCUUCUAAACAGCAGAGAUGCAGGGCACUCACUGCACCAAUAGAAGACCCUCUUCUUUCUUCAUGUGCUAGAGGGCUUGACAAGCAGUGCUCACCAUCACUUGAUGCCACUUCUGCUGCUGGCCCUGUGGCAUCAGAGUCUUGUGACGAAGCUAGGUGUCCUAAUGCGCAAAGUACUGAAGCUAGCAGGCCAGAGGCGUACGGUGUAGUACGUCUACGUGAAGUGCUGGCAGUGCUGCGGAGUGACAUCAGCUCUGAAGAGAAGCUGGUCGCCAUCAAGCGUGGACAUGAUCGCUGGUUUGCAGUAGGCUCGUCCAUGGGUGACGUGUCAAGGCUGCGUACUGGGUCGCAGCAAGGUGCCGAGAGCCAGCAUGCACGACGCAGUCUUCACAAGCUGCAGGACAUGAAGCAAUUGGGUCCCAUUCUAGAAUUGCCGAAAGGAGCAGAGACACCACCGAAGUCGCCAACAUCUGUGCAAGAGUGGGUGAAUUCACUUCCAGCUGAUGAGCCAGAUAAGGAGGAGUCAAGCAACAUACAGCCAGUUGAACUGGCAUCUAUGUUGCACCAGGAUAGUGGCUACCAGGGUCAUAUGGAAUGCCCUAUGCUGGAAGCUCCUGUCAAUGAGACACAGGAUGACAACCUUAGCCUCGGUGCCGAGGCUCGAACAUUGGAUAAUGCAGCCUUGCUCCAGCCCAAGUCGGUCCAGUCAAGUUCAGGGAAGGCAAUGUUGGCAGAACUACGAAGCAAACAGAGCAGCUUCAACUCUGAAACUUCUGGGUUCUCAACUAUAUCAAGCAUGUCCAGCGUUGAGUCCUUGCUUGAAGCCCGUCGGGAGGAUCCUGAAGAGCUUCUCCUUGCACUUGGCUUUGGUGGACCUGUGCGAGAUGAGAACCCAGUCUCACGCAUUCCUGAGCGCUUCUUGGCACAACCAUCGCAGGCUCGUGGUGUCGAUAUGCGCCGUUUUGUCACCCACCAGGAACAGUUAAGCCAGCGACAUGAGGCCGGCCUUCCAGCUCCAGUGCAUCAGUCCAGCCCACCAUCUGCAAUCAGCUCCAAGAUUAUUGAAGCGAUCGAGCAAAACCAAAAGACUCGGUCUUUUGCUGCCACUGCAAAGUUGGCGCGAACCAGCAGCCUUUUGCUGAGCAGUGCUAGCAGAGGAAGCUCUGACAGCAUUUUGGAGCCAGCUAACCGAGAGUUUCUAGAGCGACAGGGCAUUCAAGACAAAAUGCCUGGCCACAAGAGGCUUGUCUUGGGGCACCAGACCUUCAGCUUUGAUCUUGAAUCAGGCCUUAUGCUUCUCACAUCUGAACGUCGUCGCAUGCGGUGGCGUUGGCGGCGUGCUGUGCGCAUCAUCCUUGACAAGAGACGGGGCUCACAUAAGGUCUCGUUAGGUAAAAUGCAAGGGGACUGUGAGCACCCAUUGGCAAGCUUGGAUGGCCCGUCAGCUGAUUCGGGGCUCGGAGAGUUGAUCAGUGUUAAUGGUGGCAGUGUGGACUCAGCUUCAUGUGAUUCUUAUGCUGCAAGCAACAAUGGUCACAAAAACUUGUCUGAAAGAGACCAAGUGUCACUUGCUCCUGAUGAUAAAGGGGAUAUUGACAGUGUGCCCACAGAGCGUCACAAGAGGCCACUACUCUACAGGCAGUCAACCAUAACGGAGGAAGUUGCUUCGAGCCAGCCAGGAGAUCCCUUGGAUACAAGCAAUCAGGAUGGUAGUGAGGAAUCGGGGGAGCACACACUUACCGAGCUUUCGGAUUUGCAUCGAGCCCUGCGAGAGUACAAAGCAAAGCACCUGCGGUGUGGGAGCUCACUUGUUGGUCUGGUGCGAAAAACACAAGAAACAGCGCCUGACCUUGAAGCUAUUUGGCAGCUACGGGAAGCAAUAUCACAAGAAGUGAAACGAGCAGACAGCAUGCUAUCCUCACAUGAGAUGGCAGCUUUGUUGUCUCAGCCUUGCACAGACUGUGUGAACUAUACUCUGCUCAAGGAAAAGUUGUCUGAGCUCCUGAUCCUGCAAAAAGAUUUAUGUUCUCGGAUUUCACGUAUUCUUCAACAAGGGGGUGAUUAAAGCUCCGAAGGGCACCCAACAUGGUUUCUGCAUUGGUUCAUUUUGUCGCCUUUCAUUAUUUAGUGCAACCUAAGAGAGCAGGUAUUCCAUCUCUCUGCUUGUUUAGCCUUUUAGCAAGUUUUUCAAAUUUUCACGGAUUAGUGGCAUAAGCAACUUCUGUGUUAUUGUAAUGAAGCUGCCCACAGUGUCUGUCUCGGCCUAGUCACUUUGUACGACUUACUACUAUUCCGUUGUGUCCAGAGGCAUCUCAGUUGCAUGCUGCUUAAAAUUUUAAAUCAUUUUAGUGUGAUUACAUCUGCACCUUUCAUGUGGUUUGGGCUAGUCAGUAUUUCUGCACAUGUGUGCAAGCUUAGAGAUUGCAUAGUGUCCAAGCAUCAGGGUGCAUUUGUUAAUGGACCACUAUAUUUUAACAUUUUGAUAACAUUUCAUAUCAGCAGGUGUGAUCCAAUGAGACCAGCCACAACACUAGCACUUUGCAUGUUGCCGUAAAGCAUGAUAUUUUUCACUACAGAUAUUUAUGCUUCCAAUAUUUAUAUUUGUUAUGUGCACAACAUGCUGUGGCUGUUAUAUAAUAGGAAUGAGCCCAUCACUUAAUUCAAGUACCUUGGUGUGUCACAGGCUUACAUUGUAACUAUUCCCAGUGUAUUAUACUACCAUAGUUCAGCUGUGGUGUGAAAGUCAGAGAAGUAUAUAUGAGAAGCAUUGCUGCAGUGCUUGAUGCAAGCACAAGUUUGUAGCACUCAUGGGACAGUUUUAGGGAGGGCAGUGUCUUCUUGCUAAUAAUAAGGCUGUCUUUGGGUUUGACAUUUAGAAGACAGGGUGUACUGCUAGUGCCGAAUUCAUAUACAGGGGAGGGGAGAGGAGUCAGAAGUUCGCAGAGCACUAUCCCAUGUUUCUAUGGAAGCGUGGCCUGCAAACUUCUGACCAGCAGUGUACAUGGUUUUCUUAUUGUUGUAUUUGUGUAAAAUUCCUACGAGUAGUACUGUUUUUAAGGAUGUUUGUUAUAUUUUGUGUAUAAAACUGAAUUUGAUGUCUAAAUGUAAAUGAAGUUUGGCUUGGUUGCAAGGUUUAGAAAAGGCUGUGUUUUACUGUCACUACUAGAAGUUUGUUUUACAGUGUUGCGUUUAGUUGCACCUGCCAUGUAAAAGUAGAUAUCACUAGCUGCUGUGAGGUUUUAUGCUUCAAGUUUCAUAUGUUUGGCUUUUGUAGAGGCAAGAACCGAACUUUUUUGUGGUUAAAUUAGGCACUUUUUUUUGUACUUGCCAGUCUUAUUAAGCAAGUGAGCAUAUCUCGUGCAGGACUUGAGAACAAUACCGACUGUCAGGUAACCUUUGAUGCUUUGCUUUGCCCUCUUCCACACAUGAAAAUUUUAUUUGUACAGAAACGUGCAUGCAUAAUUUACUGCCAUGUGAUGAAGCACAGAUGUUGUUUACAUUGAAUAAAAUGUGUUAGUUUGUGUAA